Messenger RNA from Catharus ustulatus (Swainson's thrush), 4453 nucleotides. RefSeq lists its product as uncharacterized. The record is from RefSeq and is a predicted model, not a curated record. Gene Ontology annotation, cellular component: membrane. Gene Ontology annotation, molecular function: hexose transmembrane transporter activity. NCBI's taxonomy places the organism in Eukaryota, Metazoa, Chordata, Aves, Passeriformes, Turdidae. The transcript is spliced from 24 exons. Gene Ontology annotation, biological process: monosaccharide transmembrane transport. The coding region runs from base 361 to 3441 and encodes 1026 amino acids.
GGAGAAACCAACUUGUCACAACGUGAGAAGGGUUUUGGAAGCAACCAUUAUCAAAAGCAGCCAUUACCCAGAUUAGAAAACUGAAAGCUGGGGUAACUCAAACACUGACUGCAACAGGGAAUCAUUUCCCUGGACUGUCAUGGACUUUCAACGAAAUGAAUUGAACCGUCUUGCUAAUGAACGUGCAACUCAGUUUUGGGAAUGUAAAUCAGCUGGCAAAACACCUGCCAACUCAAGUGUCUUAUCCUAACGUAAUGGGUGACUAAAUACACAUUCCUGUGCUAGAGAUUUAAAUAAUCCUUUAGAGCACCGUGAGAGUACCAGAGGCUUUGGCAGACAGAGGAAAACCUACGAAAGAGGAUGAACAAGCUGCAGAGACUGCUUCAGAACAAGAUCCUGGUCCUGACAAUAUGUGCUGCUGGGAUUGGAGGCACGUUCCAGUACGGUUACAACCUCUCCAUCAUCAAUGCCCCAGCGUCAUACAUCCAGAUGUUCAUGAACACGACGUGGCUGGAGCGCAUGGGCGUUCCCUUGGAGAGCAACGUGAUCCUGCUGCUCUGGUCCUUCACAGUCUCUGCCUACCCUCUGGGAGGCCUCACUGGGGCUGUGGUUGCUGGGCCCAUGGCCAUCAUGCUGGGCAGGAAGAUGUCCCUGCUGCUGAACAAUGUCUUUGUGAUCAUAGCUGCAGCCUUGUCCGGGUUCAGCAGAAUGGCCAAAUCCUUUGAAAUGAUUAUGCUCAGCAGAUUUUUUACUGGCGUGAAUGCAGGUGUAAGCAUGAACAUUCAGCCCAUGUAUCUGGCAGAGAGUGCCCCAAAGAAGCUCAGAGGAGCUGUGGCCUUGACCUCUGCAUCAUUUACAGCCCUGGGGCUGGUGCUGGGCCAGGUUGUUGGACUCAGGGAGCUCCUAGGAGGGGAGGAGAGCUGGCCAUUCCUUUUAGCAAGCAAUCUGGUUCCUGCCCUGAUCCAGCUCACAGCUCUGCCUUGGUUACCUGAAAGUCCCAGAUACCUCUUGAUUGAUCGUGGAGACAAAGAAUCCUGCAUCUCUGCACUUCAGAAACUCAGAGGCACCAGUGAGCUGAGUGCAGAGCUGGAAGAGAUGCUGGCAGAGCAGGCUGCUGUUAAAGGCCAGAGAGCAAAGAACCCGUGGGAGCUGUUCCAGAAUCCAGCUCUGAGGUGGCAGCUGGUGAGCAUCGUGGUGCUGAGCAGCGCCAUGCAGCUCUGCGGGAACGACUCGAUGUAUUCUUAUGCAGCUUACGUGUUCCAAGAGGCUGGAAUUCCUCAGGACAAAAUUCCCUAUGUUGUAAUCGGCACGGGAAGCUGUGAGCUGAUCACAUCUGUCACUUGUAACAUGAUUAUAGACUAUGCUGGCCGGAGGCCGCUGCUGCUGGGGGGAUACAUCUUCAUGGCAGGAUGGGCCAUUGUCUUCAUGGUCGCUCUGAGCCAGCAGACUCAGAUUAGCUGGAUGCCUUAUCUCAGCAUGGCCUGCAUUUUCGCCUAUAUCCUGAGCUUUGGAAUCGGACCAGCUGGUGUGACAGGAGUUCUGCCCACAGAAGUUUUUGAUCAAAUGUCCCGACCAGCUGCUUACAUGAUCUGUGGCUCCCUGCUCUGGUUCAACCUAUUUCUGGUUGGAACAGCCUUUCCAUUCAUUGUGAAAAGUCUAGCACAUUUCUGCUACAUCCCAUUCCUUGUGGUCUGUGUGUGCACUGCCCUCUACGUUUGGUUUAUCCUUCCUGAGACAAAGGGGAAGUCCUUCCUGGAAAUCUCGGAGGAGUUCAGGAAACGGAACUUCAAAACUAAGACCCGUGCAGGUUUCUAUAAAGGCCCUGAGGAGAUCAAAACCACCACAUUCUGCUGCCAGAGCACGCCCAGAGCCCUGGCAGUAGCACAGAGCUCACCAGCUAUCCCCAGCUUCAUCAGCAACCAACACAACAACAAAAACCACACAGCAUGGCAAACCAAAGGGAGCAAAAUGAGCUACAACCUUUUUCUCCUGGCUUUUGUCCUGGGCAUUACUGGAGCUUUCCACUAUGGAUUGCAGGUCUCCAUUAUCAAUUCUCCUGCUGAGUUCAUCCAAAGUUUCAUCCGGGAGACCUGGCUGAAGAGAUAUGGCUCCUCUCCCAGUGCAGACAUGAUCACCUUGGUGUGGUCCUUUACUGUGUCCAUUUACAGCAUCGGUGGGCUCCUGGGCUCCUCGUCUGCUGGGUACUUGUCUGUUAGGUUUGGAAGGAAGAAGGCCCUGCUGCUUGCCAACAUCCCUGCUCUGCUGGGUGCAGCUCUGAUGGGACUCAGCCGGCUGUGUGGGUCUUUUGAGAUGAUCAUGGCUGGAAGGUUAUUUUCUGGAGUCUGUGGAGGUUUAGCUCAGAAUGUCCAUAUCAUGUAUGCUGGGGAAUGUGCUCCACGGAAGCUCCGAGGGCUGAUUGCCAUAACAGCUUCUACCUCCAUUGCUGCUGGAAAAUUUGUAGGAUUUGUUCUGGGUCUCAGAGAAGUUCUUGGAGUGGAGGCUCUCUGGCCAAUUCUCCUGGCAGCCAAUGCAGUCCCUGUCCUGGUUCAGCUUCUCACCCUCCCCUUCUUCCCAGACUCUCCUCGCUACCUGCUCAUUGACCAAAAGGACAAGGAGGGAUGCAUCAAAGCUGUGAAGCAGCUCUGGGGAGAUGGGGACCAUAUGGCUGAAAUAGAUGACAUGAUGUCAGAGCAGAAAGCCAUCCGUGGGGAGAAGGCCAAGAGCGUUUGGGAGCUGCUGCGGGACAGGGCAGUGCGCUGGCAGCUCAUCAGCCUGUUCCUCGUGGUGUCCUGCAUGCAACUCAUCGGGACCAACGUGGUUUACUUUUAUGCAUACAGUAUCUUUACAAAGGCUGGAAUCCCCCCUGCUCAAACCCAUUAUGUGUCCCUGGGGGUUGGGACCGCUGAGAUCCUCUCCACAGUUCUGUGUGGAUUACUCAUCGAGCGUGCAGGGAGGAAGACACUGCUGUGGAAAAGCUACACAGUGAUGGCCUUGGCUCUAGGGCUCCUCACAGUCACGCUCUCACAACAGGACUCCUAUUUCUGGGUACCAUACUGCUCUGUUGCACUUGUCUUUAUUUUCAUCAUGAGCUUUGGCAUUGGGCCAGGAGCAGUAGUAUGUCCCUUGAUCACAGAAAUAUUUAUUCAGUCAUACAGACCAAGUGCUUAUGUUUUUAAUGGUGUUACAAACUGGAUCCAACUCUUCGUCCUUGGGCUUGUGUUCCCGUUCAUUGUGGAAGCUCUUGGUAAUUUGUGUUUCAUCAUUUUCCUCACAUACUGCCUGUCCAUGGCUAUUUUUGUAUUCCUGGUGCUGCCAGAGACCAAAGGAAAGAGCAUGCUGCAGGUCAUGGAGGAGUUCAACCGCCUGAACUACCGUGGAAAGAAGGGACGGGCAGCCCUGCAGCAGAGUAACUGCUCAGUGGUGACUGUUACUCGGCUUUAAGAACAAACCCUCCACUUUGUAUUUUGUUCUCUUAUUACUGUAGUGCCCAGAAGUCUCACUAAGCAAGACAGAAUCCAUAGAUCCACCAAAAAAUCACCUUCAGCACAGGGUACAGCAUGAACUUGGUGGUUCUCUCCAGCUCCUGAAAUAUGAGCUGAAUUCUUCUGUAGAAAAAAAAUUAACACUGUUUAUAGAGAAAAUAAGAUCUUUUCCAUCCCUCCAAGCUUGCAGUUUUAAACUGAAGACACAGGAUCUGCUAUUUUCUUGGCAAAACCAAGGCUCCACUGUUGGGAGAAGUGAUUCUGGAAGGUCCAGAGGUACAGCAAACUUGCAAAGACAGAGCUUUGACACUGAAAUUAUCUGCUCCUAUUAACAAAUCAGUGCCCAUGAGCUUUCCCAGAGAAGAAGCUUCAGUUGACAGGAGAAGAAGUGUUUAACUCUUUAAUGCAGUGAAAGAAGAGUGCCUUGCCCAUCAGCAGGCAGAAUCAGUAUCUAGUGUUCCCCCCACGUUUACAAUCUUGGAGAUUCUUCUAUUGGGAAAAACAGGAAUAAUGGACAAAGAAAGCAGAGCAGCAGGAAAUCAUGAGUGGGCAAAUCCAGUCUGCAGAUUCUCCUUCUUCAUUGACAAUGACUGUGUAGUGUCUCUUCAGCCUGGAGAGCACUGGGUUUCAGUGGGAUUCAGCCCCGAGAGUAACUGGUACUGAGGAGACUGAGAAGAGGAACACCUUUCUUGAAGAAUUUAUAACAGUGUGACUGUUUGCUUUUCUUUCCAGAUCUCUGAAUACUUCACAUUGUCAUUCUAAAACCUGGUAAAAACAGCUUCACAUUUGUGUUCAUUGCUGUAUGACAUGACACAGUUUUGGUCUUCUUCAUGCUACAGUUUUCUGAUGAGGAAAUAAAAAGCAGUGACUAGGGAAGCACGUCCUUCUGAUUGUGCCUGGAUAGAUUUUCACAGAAAGAAGAGUCAGGGACAGAGGAGAUUCCAUCUUCUGGGGCAGUGUUGUUGGGGUCA